Molecule: messenger RNA, 3478 nt
Organism: Diorhabda sublineata
Lineage: Eukaryota; Metazoa; Arthropoda; Insecta; Coleoptera; Chrysomelidae
Gene: Glg1
Product: Golgi apparatus protein 1
Exons: 9
Coding region: 124-3372 (1082 amino acids)
Cellular component (GO): Golgi membrane
Molecular function (GO): fibroblast growth factor binding
Source: RefSeq, a predicted model, not a curated record
AUUUAUUAUAAUGAAGUUAGGUCAUGCACAAUAAAACCGAUAAGUGAAAAUAAAUGACAUGUAGUGUUUAUAUUGCAUUUUUUUAAAAAUUAGUUAUAAGUAAUUAAAAAAUCUAUUAAGAAAAUGUAUAACAAAACAAUGCACAAUUUUUCAGUAAUCUUAUUACUUCAUCUAUAUUUUUUAUUAAUAUUAUCCGAUCCAAUUGGCCGUAACAUAUCAACGAAGUCUAUAGUGGACGAACCAGCGUGCCAAGACGUAGGCAUUAUAUGCCACAAUUUAAGCGAAAAAGACGACGUUCUUAUAUUGGAGUGUUUAUUAGCGUCCAAUCCACAGCAACUGAAUCGUUUAAAUAGGGAAUGCCAGAAUAUAAUUUGGGGUAGAGUACGAAACAUUACCGCAUACGACGGGGUACAACAGUACCUUUCGCCGUUCUGCGGACAAGAAUUAAAAAAAACCGAGUGCCAAAGAGAUAAUUAUUUAAAAUGUUUAGUAGAUAAAGUGAAUAAUAUCGAAAAUCAAGAUUGUUAUAGAGGAAUUAAUCGCCUGGAGAGUAUCGCUUUUACCGAUUACAAGUGGAUAUCGGACUUUUUAGAUCAGUGCAAUGAGGAUAUAAAAAAAUUUCAAUGUGGCGUUAUAGACGGAGAUAAUUUUUCUCAAAUUAAAUCAGUUUCGUGUCUACAAAAUAGAAUUUUGGAAGUCGGAGAUAAAUGUAGGAAAGAAGUGUUCCAUUUAUCGGAAUUACAAUCUAAUAAUAUAAAAUUAGACGCCCAGCUUUAUUUAGAAUGCAGAGAAGAUUACCAAAGAUACUGCGGAAAAUUUUUGGAAGGAUCUGGUAGAGUUUUUCCUUGCUUAAUACACCAAUUACACUUGGACGAUUCGACUUUGGCCACCAAAUGCCGACAGCAUUUGAGACGUAGGGAAAAAUUGAUUUCUCAAGAGUUUAGAGUUAGCAAGGGAUUACUAAGGGCUUGUAAAGAGGAUAUUAAAAAGACGCGUUGUAAAAAAAAUUUGUCUAGCGAUAAAUCCGUCAGAUUAGCUCAGAUUUUAUUGUGUUUGGAAGAUUAUGUUAGAAAAGAUUCCAAUAAUCCCAGCGUUUACAUCAGUUCUGAAUGUGAUAGCGAACUUACAGAACAUAGGCGAAUGUUGAUGGAGGAUUACAGGUUGUCUCCCGAAGUUGUGAAUAAUUGUAAAAAUGAGACGGCCAUGUUUUGUCAAGAAUACGGUAUCGGAGGUAAAACUUUGCAUUGUUUGAUGGGUCACGCUAGGAAUAUAGCAGCUAGAUUAGGACCGUCUUGUAUGAGAGCCCUGGAAGAUUUGAUGCACCAAGUGGAUCCCGGCGAAAAUUGGAACGUGGAUCCGGUUUUACGUCAAGCUUGCGACGCCGUAGUAAAAGUGGCGUGUCGGAACGUCAGAGGCGGAAACGGCAGAGUUAUGUCUUGUCUGAUGGAUAAUAUGCGAUCGGAAAUAAUGACGGUGGAUUGCGAAAACGCCCUUUUGGAAAUCCAAUAUUUCGUGGCGAGAGAUUUCGCCUUGGAUCCCCAAUUGUACAGAUCUUGCAGCGCGGACGCGACGAAACGUUGCCAUUUCGAUACCGACAGCUCGGCACCGAGUUAUUCGCGACAAGUUCUACCUUGUCUUUACAGAUACGCGUAUCUAACCGACGAAUCGAUGAAAUUGGACAAACAGUGCCUCGAACAAGUGCAGCGCGUGAUGCGACAACGCGCUUUGAGCGUCCAUCUCCAACCGGAAAUCGAGGAGGCCUGCGUUAAAGAUCUGAGUUUCUAUUGCCAGGAUAAAUUGAAGAAGGGCGAGGAAAUGAUGUGUCUGCAAGAGCAUCUGGAAGAGCUGCAGGAUAAAUGUCGAGAUACGGUGGAAUCUUUCACGGAAAUCGAAUCGCAACGCGUCGAAUUGAAUCCGUACAUAUCGAAAUAUUGCGGUAAAAUAAUCGACGAUUUGUGCGCCGACGAGGACGAUAUCGUGGAAUGUUUGAUCGGCAAUAAGAAUAAUCCGCAAGUGAAAUCGACGCCGAAUUGCCGGGCGAGCGUCGAACAUUUUCAAUUAAUAUCGUUGAAAGAUUACAGAUUCACAUAUAAAUUCAAAGUGGCUUGUAAACCGUACGCGAAGAGAUUUUGCGGCGCGUCGACGACGAAAAGCGACGUUAUCGAAUGUUUGAGCGAGCACGUUUUGAACGCCACCAUAAACGGCGACAAAGGUUUCAUACCCAAAGAAUGUAAACAACAAUUGAAGGCGCAGAUAUUCCAGCAGAGGGAAAAUAUCGAUUACGAUCCGCAAUUGAAGAAAUUUUGUUUGAUGGACAUCAGGAAAUUUUGCAAAAACGUCCAAUCCGGAGAAGCCAAGGUAUUGGAAUGUCUGCAGAUGGUACCGCACGAACAAUUAAGUCCGAUGUGCGGAAAAAAAGUUUUCAAAAUCCAAAAACUCGAAGUAUUCGAUAAUAGCGUCGAUUACGCUUUAUUAACCAAUUGCGCCGAAUCCAUAGAUCAAUUUUGUCCUAGAGCGAAAAAAGAAAACGUUUUCGAUUGUUUAAAAUUGAACAAAGAAGAAAAGGGAUUCAGUAAAAAAUGUCGUUUGAUAGUGACGCAUCGACUCAUGGAACAAACUUCGAAUUCGCUAUUGAAUCCGUCGUUGCAAAAAAAUUGCCAAUCGGAUAUAAACAGUUAUUGUAAAAAAGAAUUAAUCGGCGUUAGGAACGAUAAGAGACCAGAAGAUUUGGUGAUUAAAUGUUUGAAAAAUCAGUUCAAGUUAUCGAAGUUGUCGAAUAAUUGCGAACAGGAGAUUGCGGAAAUAUUACGCGAGAUGGCGUUAAACGUCCAAAUGGAUCCCCUUUUAAAGUUGAUGUGUAAAAACGAAUUGGAAACUAUAUGCAAACCGGACGAAGACGAAUCCGGCGCCACGGUGGAAUGUUUAAAGAACGCUUUCAUAUCGAAAGAGAUCCCGACGCAGGAAUGUCGCGUCGAAGUAGCCGCUUUAAUCGAAGGUUCCGAAGCCGAUAUCCAAGCCGAUCCUCUAUUACAAAGAGCGUGCGCUCUCGAUCUCUUAACCCAUUGCAAAGAUAUCGAACAAGGCAACGGCAGAAAAAUUAAUUGUUUGAAAACCGUAAUGUCGAACGCGGAACAAGAUUUGUCUCGAGAUUGUAAAGAGAAGUUGAAAGAGAGGUUGGAAAUGUACCGAAACGCGGCUCAAGUGAUCGAGGUUCCUUCGGAUCUGAAAGGUCUGGUGAGGACGGUGUCGGUGUCGCCUUCCAAGAAUUAUUUCGCGAUUGUUUUGUUUAUGAUGAUAGGGGCGAUAUUUUUCGUGGGGGUGUUUUGCGGUCGGUUCUCCAAAAGGAAAUACAGGCUACUUAAAAAUAAAUGACGUAAAAAGAUUAGGUUCGUGCCAUCGAGCGAUUACGUUAUGUUAUGACUAUAACAGAGUAAUAUAAAAAUAUUUUUUAGAAAAAAUAAAAAAAUGUCGAAAUAAC